AUGGAACACUGCGUUGCUAAUGGACUAAUUUCUCCUAACCAGCAUGACUUUGUUCAUCGUAAAGGAUGCGUACCAAACCUUUUAGAAACUCGGGACAUCAUGACGGAAGCAACUCACUGUAGACACGCAGUAGACGUCAUUUACACAGACUUUGCAAAGGCGUUUGACAAAGUACCACAUAAACGCCUCCUUCAUAAGCUGAAAGCGUACGGUAUUCAAGGCACUCUCGUUGAUUGGAUUGCAGCUUGGCUAAACAAUCGAUGUCAACGAGUGGUUAUAAACAGCAUUACUUCUGAAUGGAAAGCAGUCACUAGUGGAGUGCCUUAA
Hydra vulgaris (swiftwater hydra) is the source of this 327-nucleotide messenger RNA. RefSeq lists its product as uncharacterized. The record is from RefSeq and is a predicted model, not a curated record. NCBI's taxonomy places the organism in Eukaryota, Metazoa, Cnidaria, Hydrozoa, Anthoathecata, Hydridae.